Messenger RNA from Fragaria vesca subsp. vesca, 1221 nucleotides. Its product is annotated as F-box protein At5g07610-like. NCBI's taxonomy places the organism in Eukaryota, Viridiplantae, Streptophyta, Magnoliopsida, Rosales, Rosaceae. The record is from RefSeq and is a predicted model, not a curated record. Gene Ontology annotation, molecular function: protein binding. The transcript has a single exon. Bases 1 to 1221 code for a protein of 406 amino acids.
AUGAUGAAGAGACUAAAACGCUGCAGCAGCAGCAGCUUACCAGAAACCAUAUGGGACUAUGAUGAUAUCUUUUCGGAAAUCCUUGUCCGUGUUCCAGCUCAAAUUCUGCUCCGCUUCAAAUGUGUCUCCAAGAAUUGGCUCUCUUUUAUCUCUGACCCCAAGUUCUGUCACCUUCACACCCUUCGGAACCCGAACCCUUCCGCUUCCGCGGUCUUUUGCAAUCUCACCAGAUACAUUAGCUUUAUCCCUCUUGAUUUGGAUCAUGAUCGCACUACUAGUACAGGGUCUGGUUCACCCAGCUGCAACCCUCUGAAAUUCAUUGCGAACGUAUGUCAUGACAACAUCAAGAUUAUCCAGUCCUGCAACGGCCUCUUCUUGUGCCAUCCUGAAAUUGUACUGAACUCUGUUAUCCACAGGUCGGACGUGCGGCGAGUUAUUACACCUCUUUAUCAUUAUGUUCUCAAUCCCACAACCAACCAGUUCACCAAACUUGUUCCUCCAGCUGCUGCCGCCGCCACUACUACUGAACCCCGAAUCUUCGGCUGUGCUUUGGCUUUUGACCCUUCCAAAUCACCUCAUUACAAGGUGGUCUUCCUUUGGUUCCGUGAUGAACCAACUCCAUGCGGCUGGUGCAGUUACCAUAACAUAGAGAUAUAUUCUUCUGAGACUAAAAGUUGGAGUCUUGUCAAUUCUUCUUUUGAAACUCAAGGUCAAAUUUCCUACCAAGAUGGGGUAUACUGCAACGGUGCAGUUCACUGGGUUGGCCGGAUUUGUGAGAUGGCAUAUUAUCACUUAGAUGAAGAGCGUGUUGGAUUGGUUGAUGGUCUUCCUCGUUGUGAGGAGAACUGGGAAACUAGGGAGUAUAGAUACUUUAAGGAGUCUAGUGACAGCCAUUUGCAUCUUAUUGAUAUUUAUUCGCCUUGUUUUACUAAAUUUGAAGUGUUGGAGAUGGGAAGAGACUACUCUGGGUGGUUUGUCAAGUACAAUGUGGAUCUUGAUCUUUUAUGCACCGCUUACCCACGCUUUAAGGUGUUUUGUGUUCUCUUUCUUGCUAAAGGGGAAAAUGAAGAGGAAAGUUCAUCUCUGUUGCUGCAUGCUCCUGGAAAAGUCUUCUCUUACAAUGUUAAGAGUAACACCUUCAAAUCUUUCGACUUAACACCUCAAGCCGGUGUUGGUCAGCGUAGUAAUUAUCGAUAUAUGGAGUCCUUGGCUUGUGUGUGA